CCCCGCGGUCGCGUCUCCGCCAGUGGUUGGCCAGCGUUUCCGGCAGCGUUUCCGGUGCCAUAUAGCAGUGCGGGCACGGGCGGUGGUUGGAUUCGAGGCUGCGGCGCUGUGAACCGGCGGGAUGAAGCGCGGCCCCGAGAAGCUGGGUGGGCAGCCCCGUGCCAACGGCUGCAGCCUCACCGGACACGGCUGCGGUCUGAAAAACGGCUACGUGCGAGGCUUCUCCGGGGCCGAGCCCCACAGCCAGAUUCAUCACAUUGCCCACAAUGGAGGCUUAUAUACAAGACCUUUCAAUGAAGCUUUUGAGGAAACACCAAUGUUGGUUGCUGUACUGACUUAUGUAGGCUAUGGUGUCCUUACUCUUUUUGGAUAUCUCCGGGACUUUCUGCGUUAUUGGAAAAUUGAGAAAUGUCAUAAUGCAGCAGAAAGACAAGAACAAAAGGACUUUGUUCCUCUGUACCAGGAUUUUGAGAACUUUUAUACAAGGAAUCUCUACAUGCGCAUUAGGGAUAGCUGGAACAGACCUCUCUGCAGUGCUCCAGGAGCUAAAAUAGACAUCCUGGAGCGUGUUAGUCAUGACUACAAUUGGACAUUCACGUACACAGGAAAAGUAAUAAAAGAUGUAAUUAAUAUGGGGUCGUACAACUACCUUGGAUUUGCUGAGAAUACUGGAGCUUGCCAUGAUGCAGUGUCCAAAGUUCUCCUUCAGUAUGGAACUGGGGUGUGCAGUACAAGGCAAGAGAUGGGAAAUUUGGAAAAACAUGAGGAGCUGGAAACAUUACUAGCUCGAUUCCUUGGUGUGGAGUCUGCUUUGGUAUUUGGAAUGGGGUUUGCAACCAAUUCAAUGAACAUUCCUGCAUUAGUUGGCAAGGGCUGUCUAAUACUGAGUGAUGAGUUGAAUCAUGCAUCUCUAGUACUAGGAGCAAGACUUUCAGGAGCAACAAUUCGUAUCUUCAAACAUAACAAUAUGCAGAGCUUGGAGAAGCUGCUCAAAGAUGCCAUUGUGUAUGGGCAACCUCGCACACACAGACCCUGGAAAAAAAUUCUCAUCAUUGUUGAAGGCAUAUACAGCAUGGAGGGAUCCAUAGUCCGACUACCUGAAGUAAUUGCUCUUAAGAAGAAGUACAAAUCUUACCUCUAUGUGGAUGAAGCUCAUAGUAUAGGAGCGCUGGGUCCCAAUGGCCGAGGUGUAGUGGAGUAUUUUGGACUUAACCCAGAGGAUGUGGAUAUUAUGAUGGGGACAUUCACCAAGAGCUUUGGAGCUACUGGAGGUUACAUUGGAGGCAAGAAGGAGCUGAUUGAUUACCUUCGUGUCCACUCACACAGUGCAGUAUAUGCUACCUCAUGCCCUCCUCCUGUUCUUGAGCAAAUAUUCGCAUCAAUGAAGUGCAUUAUGGGUGAAGAUGGCACAACGCUCGGAAAGCUGCGUGUACAGCAGUUGGCUGAGAAUGUAAGGUAUUUCCGAAGGCGACUUAAGCAAAUGGGCUUUAUCAUCUAUGGAAAUGAAGAUUCCCCUGUUGUACCUUUGAUGCUGUAUAUGCCAGCAAAAAUUGGUGCAUUUGGACGAGAGCUGUUGAAACGGCAUAUAGGUGUUGUGGUUGUGGGUUUUCCUGCCACUCCAAUCAUUGAAUCCAGAGCCAGAUUUUGUGUGUCUGCAUCUCAUACCAGAGAGAUGCUUGAUAUUGCUUUAAAGGAAAUAGGUGAAGUUGGAGACUUGUUGCUGUUGAAAUAUUCCCGUCAUCGAUCAGUACCUCUUCUUGACCGACCUUUUGAUGAGACUACAUAUGAAGAGACCGAAGACUGAAUGCUUUCCAUGUCAUUUUGUAGAUGGGCACACAUCUCCGAACUCUGUGGCUCAGAGGCCUUGGUUCUUGAACGAAACACUUAAUGACUGCUUAGCAAAAACACAAUGACUUUGUACUCACAAACUGAAGUGGCCAUGGCAGCCCUAAAUGGUGUGUUGUAAACAGCAAAACAAAACUUGGCUUUUACUACUAUUGCUUCAAGCUCGUGCCCUUGGGAGGAGCAUGGCUUAUAUUUUUAAAAUGCUGCUGCUUUAUUACAGUGAGGCCACAGUGUCCGUUGUUGGCAGUGGGUACAUUACACUGUCCCGUGGGCAUUGUUAAUAUGUCUUAGGAUGCUGCAGUGCUUCUGUCACACAUUUCCUUUUUCGUAAAGUCUAAUAUUCUUGAGAGUGCAAAACCAGCCAGUUCGUGCGGGCAAGGCUUCUGGGGAAAUCAUUGACAGCUAACUUAAAUAUAUUUAACAAGAAAUAAUCAACCAAAGUAUUUUCUUUACUAUUUAGUUUGUGCUUUUUUUGAUCAUCUUCAUUGUUAAAAUGCUGGCUGAUAUGUCACUUGAGGAACAAUAUUCAGUUCAAGGCACAAAACAGGAAAUCUUCCAGGGACUUAGCCACCUUGGUUAUUCCUCAGGGUAGCAAGUGUUCCUUCAUUAGGGUAAGUAGCAAAGUAGGAUAGAUCUUUUGGGGAGCAUUUCCUUUUCUUGUAUAGAAUUAUUCCAGUUCAGAGUGUAGCCAUGCUUCCAUUUUUCACGAGGAGUUCUAAGUGUUGCUUUUUGGAUUAUUGAGCAGCCUGGCUCACACAUGAGAAGUCAUGGUGGGAUGAUUUUUUUCCUCAGGUCUUCCUGUUAGAGCAGCUGAUAUUUUGAAUAUUGGGCAAAGGCAUAGCUUCUUGUUAUGUACAAAGCCAGGAUGAGUGGGCUAUUGGGGCGGUUGACAAGCCACCCACAACCCUAAAACAGCUAGCAAGUACUGGGUGGCUUGUCAACUAUCCCAUCAACCCUUCUUUCUGAGUUCACACAUAAAAAAGAAGUUACAGUUUGCACUGCUGUGCCCCAGAUAUUCAGAAUGGCAACAGCUGCCUCAAUAAAAAGGCCCAUGGGAAAAUUCACUCACAGUGGCUUCUUCUUACAUGCAAACCAGGCCUAUUCUUGCCUCCUGUGGCUUUUGCUUUUCUGAGGAAUCAUAUUUGAAUCAUUUCUUCCUAUCAGAGGAAAGAUCUCUUAGUUUAGCCUUUCCUACUUUUCCCAGUUUAAAUAUCUUAAUCCUAUUGAUUUUUCCCAAAAUGUUUACAAUAAGCCUUUGAAGCAAAAAGACAAUGAAUUGCUUUUUAGAAAAAUCGCAUUGGAAAAUGUCAUUCCCAGAAGCAAGUUAUGCUGAAACAUUAAUUAAUUGAUUGAUACAGGAAUACCUGACAAUUGGAAGUGUUUUAAAAGGCUACCCUAUUGGGCUCAGACUACAUAACUCAUGCUGAAGGAUUGAAUAUAGGCUGAGUGUAAGACGUUGAUGACCACACCUCAACCCACAUGUGUGGGUUAUCAUGUUGUCUAAACCCAUUCAUAUUUUUUUCUCUCUCUCAUGAGCAUACACACAUCAUGAAGUCUCAAUAUCCAUGAAUUACUGCUGUAUUCUUUAACCACAGAAGUGUAACAUUUUUCAAUUAGAAGAUUUUUUCAUUUCCCCCCCGCCCUUGAUUUUUGCAAAUGAUUAUUCCUAACAUUGAGAUAUUCUGAAGGUUUGCUAGUUCACCUGAAGAGCUUCUGCCUCAAAAUUGUUAGCCUUUGUUUUCCCCUUCAGUGUGUCAAGAACUUUAUAUCAAGAGUAAGACCCCCAAAGUAUGAUCAGAAUUAAGAAAUAGUAUUUGACCAAAGGACAGAUUGUAAUUGCUAAUACUUGCAAUACAAUUUACCAAGGCUUGAAGCAAAGGCAGAGUGAAGCAUUGUGCUGUACAAGGCAUUAGCUGGCACUGAGCAUCUGAUUGUGUAUAUUGAACAUGUUAAGAAAUUUUGAAAUUUAGCAGUACAAAAAAAGUCAUGCUUUAUCUUCUUACCCAUGCGGGCUUACCAAUACGCAGGAAGAGAGAGUCAAAAUAGUAACUGAAAAUUUUCAUUUCAUCCAUAUUCUUGGUAUCUUGAAAUAGCUUGAAAAAUAUUCACUAAAAACUGGUUUUGCUGGAAAUUGUGGUUUUUCACUUGCUUUUAACAGUACCUCUUCUGAAAAAUCUGUUACCACCCCCAGUUUGUAUUAAUGCUCAAUGAUGGCGUUAAGUUAUAUAUACCCACCAUUCCAAGGUUUCUUCUGUCCAGAAUUACUGAGAAGUAUUGGGAGUGACAUUCCACAUUUUUAUAUUGUCAAGUUGUUAAAGGGUAGCACAAUAUAUUACAACUGUUUUUGGAAACUUUGGUGUUAUAAACAGUGUCUUAUGCAGCAAACAUGUAAGGUAUGAAGGUAAGGUGUGCAGAGAUCAGUGCUUCCUGCAGCAGUUGUAAAUGCACUGCUGCUCUAACUUACAGAGCAGACCUUGGGACCAAAUAAAAUAACUAAAUAAUUUUAGAACCAUUCCCUAAGAAUUCAGCAAAGAAACCUGCUACCACUGGUUCAGAAUAAGACUACUUGUUUAGUGGCUGAAAAAUCUUCAUUAGUUUUUUUUUGUUUCUCUCCUUGUAAAUAGAAAUACAUGUGCACAGAAGCAGUCUCAAUAUACUACAAAAUUGUUUGGGUGGAAAGAGUUUGUAUAAAAUUUAACAGUAAAUGCAGGUUGUGCUUGAGCAUGGUUUUAUUGAUUGCAGUGUCCGCAGCUGCAUUUGCCAAAGUAUUUCAAUAAUACUUGAAAAGAAUGCAGGACAGCUUACCUGGAUAGAUUAUUUAAGGUGGUGUUCAAGCUACCUCCAAACUGAACUCUUCAUGUCUGCCUUCAGAAACAGAAGAUUUCUGUUUCUGUGCAGGGACAGUACAGUGAAUUAUGGACUGAUGUUCCUCAGAAGGGUUUUGGUUUGGUUAUGUUCUAAGUGAAGGGGAGAAGACUGCAGGAGACAAAUCCUACAGCCUUGUCUACUGUUUUUCUUUGCAUUCUUUUGUAGACUGACCACUAGUAUAUUUGAGGUAGGGAUGGCAUAUAAAAAGACCAGUAUUUAAUAUUUACCAUAGGAUGCAACUGUCUGUCACAACAUCAGGAUUGUCUCUUCUAUACCAACUUCUUCUUCCAGGAUAAUUGAUAGCAUCAUUCUUGGAACCCCACUGUUCUCACAAUCAGUAUGGUGCACAAUAUGAUAUCAUUAAGGGAGUGAAAAAAGCAACUUCCCCAGGUUUUGAGAGGGCUUUUUACUGCCUGUAUGAUCUACCUCUGGGAAAAGUAGUUGCAGUUGUUAUCGGUAGUUAGGAUAACAGGUGGUCUCUUGUUGAAAGAGCAGAUAGACUAUUUUCCUCCCUACUGGAAUAUUCCAGAAGGCCAGCACUACACUGAAAUGUAUCAACUCAAUGGGUUUGGCUACCUGAUCCAGAAAUGGACAGUGAGGGUUGCAGACUUAUUGUUACCAUCAUAGUUCUUGCUGUACCACAAGCCAAUUUGCUUGCAUUGCAGUAAUUAAGCACUUAGCUUCCAUUUGCCUGACUUAAAUCACCUAAAUGGUUAUAUCAAAAAAAAUGCUCUUGCAUGUUGAAUUUCAUGCUCAGAUGGAAAAGCUAGGAAAAAGCACUUGCUGUGUGACAGUUACCUCUUUACCUGUUGAUGUGGGUUCCCACCCCCAGAGCAAGCACAAUGGGAAGAAAAGCACUAACUUGGGGGGAUCAAAUGGAUCUCCUGAUGUAUAAGUUGAUAUACCUGGUAGCAACUUUCUUCCUUUAUGCCCCACAAAUCUCAUUAUAGCAUGAAGUGCUGCAUCUCAGCUUAGGAAGCUUGGCAAUGAAUGGUCUUCAUCAAGUACAUCUGUUAGCAAUAUCCACCACUGUCCUCUGCUUUAAACAGUGCUAAGUAUUUGGAUGCUACCUGCUGUAUUAGGUCUGUAUCCAAUAAUGUGUUGGCUGCCUCGGGACUGGACUACAAAAUCUAUAGGACCAUCAUCUAAAUGAGGAAUGGGUUCUUUUUCCAUUUGUGUUUUGGCUUGGGGAGGGGGUUCAAGCAAUUUAAGUGUACUGUCUAAGGGGUACAUUUCAAACAGAUACUCCUGGGAAUGAAUUCUAGACUGUAUGUAGUAUAGUGUGUUUUGCAAAUACAUGUAUGAAAAUAUGCUUGCCCUUUCAAAAUGCAUACAGUUGGGUAAAGCUCAGGUUCCUGCUGACAUAUAUUUUAAAGACACACAUUUGUAUUCAGGCAUGCAUACCAAAUAGUGAAGUGAAAAUCCGAAACAGUCUGUGCAGUGACACUGGGAGAAAUAUGACUAUGUUCUGGAAAUUGGGGGCAAUUGUUUCUUUAACCAACUUUAAUGCUAUUUGACUCCUUAAAGUAUGUGAGACUACUUUAUGAAAGGCCUUAAAAUUAAACAACUUGAUUUCUGUGCUAAAGGAUCAGUUUAUUGCCGAAUGCACUCUGCCUUUUAGUAAUCUAACAUGACUUGAGGUCCGUUCAUGUGCUUAGUAGGUCAUUCUAUCAAGCUUAAAGGAUGACUGCUAAUUCUUAGUCAAGGCAUCCGGACUUGUAGGUUCACCCACAAAGUUUUAUCAUGCACAUGGUCUCUACUGUUAUCACAAAGUAUAUUAGAAAAUUGUGCCCUGAUGGUAAAAGUUCAUUUCAACAAGAAGUUUGCAUUUUCUCUCUAAUCUGGUAAAUAUUGGCUGGAAUGCUAAUAGUCACCACGUUAAUCUUACAAGGUAGACGUUCUUUGGCAUGUCAGAGUAAAUAGGGGGAAUUGCCUACAUCCUGGCUGGCUACUUUACAGUUUAUUAUAUGAAGCAUUUAAUGAAGUCUGACUUUUUUAUGGUAUGAUGAAUAUAAAUUUGUUGCUUUGAGCUUUAUUUGCCUGUAAAAAAGUUUGAAAGGUGUCCAAGCAGAUUUAAAAGUGAUUUUUGCCCCUAUAUAUUGUGCUGGACAUUAUUUAGGGGCUCCUAGAAGACUACUGAUUGGAUAGAAAAUAACUUACUCAUGUAGGUAGCUAUUGGUAGCAGCUGGCAAGUUGCUUGCUCAUCUGUGAACACAGGUGUAUCUCUAGAAAAGGUGAGAUACAAAAGAAGGUGACAUGAUUCCAAAAACACUGUCUGAAAACAAAGUGCACUGAAAUAUGCAAACUUUCUCUGUGUUAUUUUCCAAAUGCACCUUUUUUGGCCAGUAUUUCAGUAACUCCUGCACUAAAACUGUGUCCUGUAUUGAUGUGCUACUGUAAAGAAGGGCAAAUUUAGGAGGAAAACUGCAGGGGAAAUCAAUGUAUGGAGCUGGAGGCUUUGGCUUAUCAGCCCCAAAGCCAAUGGUGGCCCAUAUUUUUAAAGCCCUUGGGCAGGCAUGCCCCUCUGACUUGUAAUUUCUACAUCACACUGUGCUCCUGUGCCUGCCUGGUAAUACUGUAAAUAUAUCCUAGAUUUUUAUAAAUAUUUAACAUUUUAAAUAAAAUUUUUAAUUCCAUCUCCCAAAUGAAAUGCUACUUUUUUAUACCUUGAGCAAACACCACAAAGUUGGGUACCAUGUGGGUAGGGAGGAGGAAGAGAAGCAAAUCCUACAUUGGCUUUUAAGAAAGUAACAAUGCAUGUUAAGUGGAAAGAACCUACUUGACAUAAUCUAGUUAUGUUCUGCUUAAUAAAGACUUCACAAAAAGCA
Varanus komodoensis (Komodo dragon) is the source of this 7541-nucleotide messenger RNA. It is a transcript of the gene SPTLC2, whose product is annotated as serine palmitoyltransferase long chain base subunit 2. Gene Ontology annotation, biological process: sphingosine biosynthetic process; ceramide biosynthetic process. Gene Ontology annotation, cellular component: serine palmitoyltransferase complex. Bases 122 to 1804 code for a protein of 560 amino acids. NCBI's taxonomy places the organism in Eukaryota, Metazoa, Chordata, Lepidosauria, Squamata, Varanidae. The record is from RefSeq and is a predicted model, not a curated record. Gene Ontology annotation, molecular function: pyridoxal phosphate binding; serine C-palmitoyltransferase activity. The transcript has 12 exons.